Messenger RNA from Penicillium cinerascens, 909 nucleotides. RefSeq lists its product as uncharacterized. The transcript has 2 exons. The coding region runs from base 1 to 909 and encodes 302 amino acids. NCBI's taxonomy places the organism in Eukaryota, Fungi, Ascomycota, Eurotiomycetes, Eurotiales, Aspergillaceae. The record is from RefSeq and is a predicted model, not a curated record.
AUGGAAAAAGUGAAGCAUCAACCCAAAAUGCCCAACGAAGACGACCGCGGCACGAAUGCCCAGAACAAAGAGCCUCAACUCACAACCCUUGAGGAACUGAACGAUGCUGUCAAAGAUUUUUUUGCCAAGGGGCCUCUGUACGCAUCUUACAAAAUGCUUGCUCUCCAAAUCUCUAUCGUACUGGGCUCCACAGCAGUUGAUGUCAACGAGCCACCUGCCUACGCUAUCCCGUUCAUUGCCGAAGGAUUUCCCUGGCGCGACCCCAAGCUUUCCGCCACGCUCGUUUCAUUAUUUGCAUGUCCCCCAGACCCUCAUUCCGUGUCGGAGACUCUCAAGUGCGGCCACGAUGGCCUAGGCGGAAGCCCUACUGCGGCAGACGUUCCCGGAACCCCACCGGCCGACUUGUCAAAGGUAUUUGCGCGAGCCAAGAAAGCAGCUGUUGAUGGCAAAGUCGGGAAAGCAACAGUCUUGCUAGUGAACCUGGUUGACGUGGAAAUGACCGAAAGACGUGAAAGCGGAUGUUGUGAUAUGAACUACUCCUCCUUUGCGCAUGCUUUUGUGCUGGCUAUUGGCCGGGAAGGAUUCUGCGUGUUCCAAGCAUCAGGCAGACAUGGUUAUCGUCUCGAUCAAUAUCUCAUGAGAGACGGCUCGAGACUUCGCAACUGGGAAGAGGCCAAGACGUUCGUCAACCGAUUUCAAAACCUCGCUUGCUCUCGGGGGAAAUGGUCAACCGAUUUGAACAAGGCCUAUGAGGAAUGCUUUGAGGUGAACAUGAACUCUAUCUGUGGCAAAGGAAAGCCGCUGCCACCCAUUGUUCCAGCUUACCGACCUUGGGUCAACAUUUUUGAAAUCAAUGAUGUCAAAGCAAAGCACUUCAAGAAGUGGACUUGGAAGAAGGGGAACGAGUGA